Molecule: messenger RNA, 378 nt
Organism: Nicotiana tabacum (common tobacco)
Lineage: Eukaryota; Viridiplantae; Streptophyta; Magnoliopsida; Solanales; Solanaceae
Source: RefSeq, a predicted model, not a curated record
AUGCAGAUUAAAAUUCCAAUGGUGGACAUUCUGCAAGAAGUGCCAAAGUAUGCAAAGUACAUCAAGGAAAUUGUGGCAAACAAGCACAAACUAACUAAGUUCGAGACUGUAGCACUCACUGAGGAGUGUAGUUCCAGAAUUCAGAAUAAGCUGCCUCCUAAAUUGAAGGACCCAGGAAGUUUCACAAUUCAAAUUUCAAUUGGAAAAUAUGUGGUUGGGCGAGCAUUGUGUGAUUUUAGAUCAAGCAUAAACCUGAUAUCGUUGUCUGUAUUUCGACAGCUAGGCUUGGGAUAUCCUCGACUGACUACAGUGGUAUUGCAUUUGGCUGAUAUAUCAUUAGCCAGCCCCGAGGGAGUCAUUGAAGAUGUGUUGGUCUAA